Dalotia coriaria is the source of this 545-nucleotide messenger RNA. Its product is annotated as cytochrome c oxidase assembly factor 5. The transcript is spliced from 3 exons. NCBI's taxonomy places the organism in Eukaryota, Metazoa, Arthropoda, Insecta, Coleoptera, Staphylinidae. Bases 126 to 374 code for a protein of 82 amino acids. The record is from RefSeq and is a predicted model, not a curated record. Gene Ontology annotation, biological process: mitochondrial respiratory chain complex IV assembly. Gene Ontology annotation, cellular component: mitochondrion.
GUUGUGCUCAAAUGUAACCACAAAUAAUUUGCCGAACAGUAGCAGAGCACUAAAUCACAACAACGUUUAUAAAAUACUAAAUAACAGUUUGUUGUUAUUUGAUAUUGAUUUGUGUAGAAUUUGAUAUGGAGUACACAGAACCAGGAGAACGUCUUGCUGACAAAACGGCGUGCUCUGGCGUUCGAGCAGAUUUAAAAUUGUGUCUACUUCGCAGUGAUUGCUGUACAUUGCUAAGAAAAACUCCAAGAGAAUGCCUCAAUACUUUCGAUGGUACAGUGCCAAUGGAAUGUCAAGUGCUUAGGAACACAUUUUUUGAAUGCAAACGCUCUUUGUUGGACAACAGGACCAGAUUCAGAGGACACAAAGGAUACUAGUUAAUCAAAUACCCUUAGAUGCUCUAAAAGACUUAGUCACAUGUACAAAUAAUACAAUUCUUUGAAUUUCUCGUGCUUUUUGUAAUUUAAUUCGUCUCUUUGUUGUUUUCUUUAAUUUUUUUGUUUGUAUAAUAGUAAACAUUAAAAUUUAAACGUUAAAUUAUUCAUAAA